AUGAUUCUACUUAUUCUUCCUCUCCUGUCAGUGAUCCCCAAAUGCUUCCUGAUGAAGGCAGAGAUGUUCCGUGCUAGGCAUGGCCUGUCCACUCGUACCGGAGGAAAGCCAGUCGAUACUGCCUUUGUGGACAACGAUGGCAUCUACGACCCAGACUGUGAUGCCACUGGUGCCUUCCGGGCCAAGCAGUGCAAUAACACUGAGGUGUGUUGGUGUGUCAACAGUGCUGGCGUGCGCAGGACCGACAAGGGAGACAAGAGCCUUCGGUGUGAGAAGCUGGUGGAGACCUAGUAAGUUCCUAUCAUGCAUUUUAGAAUAAAGGGCUACCAUCAUUCAUGCAGGAUGUGUUUUCGGCUUUGAUUUACAGACUAGGUACACGUGUUGUGUGAACCAUAAGUUCUAGAUGAUUAAGUUGCGAUGUGAAGGUCUGAGGGUAGAGAUGCCAAAGAUUGCUAGGAUUAAUCUAAAUUCUGAUGACUAGGCCAUUGUACCAGGUAUUUAAAUCUAAUCUACCCCCUGUCCCUCCCUCUCCUCCAGUUGGGUUCGCCUGGAGCUCAAGCACAAGGCUGUGAACAACGCCGUGGAUGCUGCUAAGUUGCAGGAGUAAGUAGUUGUCUCUUUUUAUAGAAUGAAUCUUGUCAAUUGAAUAUUAUAAUACUCGUCAAAUGUUGACACGUGCAUGAAAUAACUAACUGAACUUUUGUCCUAAUGCAGUGCCGUCGCAACUGCCAUCCAGAACCGUUACAGCUUUGACAAGACCCUUGUGAAGGAGGUCCAGUACGACCCUAAGGCUCGCCUGAUCGUCGUCGAUGUUCAGAAGGAGAAGGGAGACCGCAAGGCCGACCUGUCUCGUAUGGCUUACUACAUGGAGAAAGACGUAAGCCAUGACCUCUCUCCUUGCUUUGCAAUUUCACUAAAGUAACAAAGAUCAAGGUCUCUCUUGGGAAAGAUGCCUUCUGACCUCAAUGGGACUUCCCAGUUAAAAUAAAAAUGGUCACUAUUCCCAGGUCAAGGUGCUGCCCCUGUUCAAGGACCAGGCUAAGUUUGAGCCCAGUGUGGACGGUCAGAAGCUGGAGAUGGAGAACAUCUUGGUGUACUAUGUAGACGAGGAGGCCCCCACCUUCACCAUGAAGAGGCUGACCGGGGGAGUCAUCGCCGUCAUUGUGGUGGUCAUGCUGGCCGUGGCCGCCGGACUGCUGGUCCUUUUCCUUAAGAGGAGGCGAGAGCAGAGGUAUAGCAAGGCAGAGGUGAGUGCUCCAAUAUAUUUAACUGAAUACCAUAUUAAGGAAGUGUUUGCAACGUGUUGAUAAGUGGUCAUGGUUUUAUUAAUGCAACCCUGUGUAAACUGUAGUAAUGACAAUCAUCAUAACCAUACUAGCGUGUUGAAAAAGCACUUGCCCUCUGUUGCCUAAUGUUUUGUUGCUUCUCUUUCAGCCCAGAGAGCUGGAGGCCAUGUAG
This is a messenger RNA of Coregonus sp. 'balchen', 1458 nucleotides long. Lineage: Eukaryota; Metazoa; Chordata; Actinopteri; Salmoniformes; Salmonidae. The record is from the annotation of a GenBank genome assembly.